Molecule: messenger RNA, 1654 nt
Organism: Impatiens glandulifera
Lineage: Eukaryota; Viridiplantae; Streptophyta; Magnoliopsida; Ericales; Balsaminaceae
Product: AAA-ATPase At3g50940-like
Exons: 3
Coding region: 1-1653 (550 amino acids)
Molecular function (GO): ATP hydrolysis activity; ATP binding
Source: RefSeq, a predicted model, not a curated record
AUGAGGAAAACACCCAGCAAAUUAAAGAACUUAAGGCUCCGAGAAUCGUCUUCUAGAGACGAACCACCUAUUGCUGUGGUACCGAUAGCUACUGCUCCCCCAGAAGACGAGGAUGUUGAGGCUAUUGAGGCCGAAGAGUUUAUAGAGAGUACGUUUGCUGAUAUGGUGGAUGACGAUGAAGCUGAAGACGAGGCCAUGGGUUCUAAUUCCGAAUCCAAAUUGCCUAGAACCAAAAUCAUGCUCUCCAAAGUUGCCUCUGCCGCAGCCACGGCAAUGCUUAUCCGAACAAUAGCAAAAGACUUUCUUCCCGACGAAUUCAUCUACUACAUUUCAUGCAAGCUACGUAACUUCUUGAAUCAAUUCUCCUCCCACAUAACAAUGGUGGUCGAACAAUACGAUGGUCUUGUAGCCAACGAAAUCUACGAGGCAGCCGUCGUUUACCUCGGUUCCAAAGCUUCCUCCGCCAAUCGUCGAUUCAAGAUCAAGAAACCGCAUAAGGAGAAGUCUAUUUCCUUCGCUGUUGAUCGGAAUGAACAAUUAGAUGACGAAUUCGAAGGUGUCAAAAUCAAAUGGGUUUCCGUCUGUAAAGAACGCGACAACAGUGACUUCCCAAACAGUGACUUCCCAAACAGACGGUCUGAGAUAAGGUCGUUUGAGAUCAAUUUCCAUAAGAAGGACAAACAGAAGGUUCUUGAAUCUUACCUGCCUUAUGUUUUGAAACAGGCUCAGAUUGCUAAGAACUUGACUAAAUCAAUCAAGAUAUUCACCCUCGAUCCGUAUAAGUUGAGGUAUGGAGAUAUGUCGAAUGUGUGGAUACCGGUUCAUCUUGAUCAUCCAUCGAACUUUGAUACAUUGGCUAUGGAUUCGGAGAUGAAGAAGAUGAUCGUGAAUGAUCUGGAUCAGUUCGUCAGCGGGCGAGAGUAUUACAAGAAAGUUGGCAAGGCUUGGAAGAGAGGUUAUCUUCUUUAUGGACCACCUGGAACGGGGAAAUCGAGUUUGAUUGCUGCAAUGGCGAACCAUUUGAAAUUUGACGUAUACGAUUUGGAAUUGACAGCGUUGGAUAACAACACCGAUCUUCGGAAGCUGCUAUUGUUCACGGCGAACCGUUCGAUUUUGGUUGUGGAAGAUAUUGACUGCACAAUUCAGUUCCAUGACAGGGCCGGAGAGCAGCCGUCGGAUUCACCUCCAUCAUCCGGAGAGUCAAAGGAAAAUGAAAACAAAUACAAGGUAACAUUGUCCGGUUUCCUCAAUUUUGUGGAUGGGCUAUGGUCGGGUUGUGGUGACGAGCGGAUCAUAAUUUUCACCACGAAUCACAAAGAGAAACUCGACCCUGCAUUGCUACGCCCUGGUCGUAUGGACAUGAACAUCCACAUGUCUUAUUGUACUCUGAGCGGGUUCAGAUUGCUUGUUCAUAACUAUCUUGACGUCGAUGAUCACAACUCAUUCGAGGAAAUUGAAGAGCUGAUCGGAUCGGUCGAGGUGACUCCAGCUGAAGUGGCGGAGCAACUGUUGAAGUGUAAGGGAAACAAUGUUGAUGUAGCGCUUUCUAGUGUCUUAUCUUUUCUUAGUGACAAGAAGAAGGAAACUAUAAUGUCCCAAGAGAAACAAUUAGUUGUUGAAGAAAAAAGUGAGGAGAAAGUUCAUGAUUGCUAGA